UAUUUUGGGAAUACGUCAAACGAUGCUUCACAAGAUUGUUGCCGUUAGCAUUUUUUUGGGACUCGUAUUUGCCGAUCCUGUACCAGAGAUUUCUUCUCCCUCAGCCAAGGAAAUGGGGUUCUUAUCGACUUUAAUUCAAGGCCAAUCACCAGACCAGUCUUCAGAAUUAGCAAGAAUUGAACCUACACUCGUAUUAGACCUCAUCAAUGCAGCUAUAGGCUACAAAUCUUCAGCGCUUCUGAUCGCCGUGGACGUCAUCGAGUGGCUGGUGUCAAAAUCCGUCAUAAUUGUUAUCGGGGCUAUCCUCACCAUCGGGUUCUGCAAGCUGACCGACAAGUGCAACUGGGACUGGGAGCAGUACGUGCCGGUCGCGCAGUUCCGUAGUCUGGCCACGCCCGAGCGCCUGGCGAGGGCCGAACAGUUCCUGGUCUCCGCUGUCGAGAAAUACGCGGAAAAAAAGAAAACUAAUCGUUCUAUGAAUUCGUUGUAGUUAAGUAGGUUCAAAUAUUUAUUAUAUUUAUUAAAAUAACAACUUUAAAUA
Molecule: messenger RNA, 541 nt
Organism: Cydia amplana
Lineage: Eukaryota; Metazoa; Arthropoda; Insecta; Lepidoptera; Tortricidae
Exons: 4
Coding region: 23-490 (155 amino acids)
Source: RefSeq, a predicted model, not a curated record